Molecule: messenger RNA, 3729 nt
Organism: Strongylocentrotus purpuratus (purple sea urchin)
Lineage: Eukaryota; Metazoa; Echinodermata; Echinoidea; Camarodonta; Strongylocentrotidae
Product: 4-hydroxyphenylpyruvate dioxygenase-like protein
Exons: 5
Coding region: 22-1557 (511 amino acids)
Biological process (GO): aromatic amino acid metabolic process
Molecular function (GO): 4-hydroxyphenylpyruvate dioxygenase activity
Source: RefSeq, a predicted model, not a curated record
UCUGAAAUUUAUUGCAGAAAAAUGGCAGCCUCCUGUGUACAUCAUGUGCAGAUAGCUGUGAGAAAUGGGUCCCGAUAUGUGCAUAAAUUGACAUCUAAUGUAAAUUUUCAGUUAUUUGCUGAGAGAAAAGACGCCAAUAGUACUGACUGGGUGCUCAAAAGUGGAUCAGCUGUAUUUGUGGUGAGCGAACACCGUGCUGAAAUCCUCCCGAUCCAGGAUUCGCAAGUUCCCCGGAACUCCGGGCAGGAUGAUUCCUCCGAUAACCCGCUUACGUCACCCCCACCAGUGUCGGAUGAGAGACAUUCAUUGUCGUCUGCUCCAGCCAAUUUUCACAGCAAUGUUUCGGAAAUUCAUCAACUAGGAUAUGUAUCACCACCUUUUUCAACUCACAAUUUAGGCUUUAAAUUACCACCUAAUGCUCUAGGGAAUAUAGAUUCGGUUUGCAAUAUUGCUUUUGAAGUGUGUGACGUUGUUGCAACAGUAGAACUUGCGCAGAAAGGUGGUGCACAAGUUUUAGUUGAACCAACUGUGAUCAAAGAUUCGAGUGGAUAUGUGACUAUAGCUGCAAUCAAGUCAUGUGUUGGGAAUGUAGUGCAUACGAUUCUAAACACAGAGCACUAUGAGGGUGUAUUUUUACCAGGAUUUAGUGAAAUAUCAAACUCAAAGUCAGAUUUGUGCAAUAAUUCCAUUUCAUCACACAUCAUUUGCAACGGAUCUAAGAGAUGUGUUGGCCAGUCAGACUCUGACUAUGAGCUUACAAAGGAAACGGUGACACAUUUCGAUCAUGUAACAUUUGCCAUUCCAACAGAAACUUCAAAUGAAGUUCUAGAUUGGUAUGAAAGGUGUUUUGGGAUGAGGAGAUUUUGGUUGGAUAGGAACGAGGACAAAUUAGAAGGAUUUCUGGUACGAGGGAGCAGUGUAGGGCUACGCAUGAAGGCUAUGGAAUACUGGAGAUGUGCAGAGACUGGGUUGGUCUUUUCUGAGGAGCGUGGCAAAGAGAGAAAGAGGUCAAAGAGAGGAACCAACAUGAUGUUUGUUGUGGCAGAAGCAUUACCAGAUCAAGGACCCAAUCAGGUGGAAACGUUCAUUGAGCAGCACGGCGGACCUGGCAUUCAACACAUUGGUCUCUACACCCCUGACAUAGAAUAUACAGUAGGCCUGUUGAAGGAGCGAGGUUUGGACUUCAUGGUGCCUCCAAGCACGUACUACACCGAGGUUGGUAAGCUGGAUGAGAUGAAACUGGUUGGUAAGGAUCCAGCUAUCCUCAAGGAACUUGGUAUCUUGCUGGAUGCAGAAGAUUUCCAGGACAAGGUGGAUGCAGAUGAAAAGGACAGUCCUGAUGGAACGGAUCCCAAUAUCAGGUAUCUCAUGCAAGUGUUCACACGGCCCUUCUUUGAUCGAGAUACAUUCUUCUUGGAGGUGAUCCAGAGGCAUGGAGCUUCUGGGUUUGGAGCAGGCAACAUAAAAGCCCUCUGGAGAUCUGUCGAGGCAUACAUGGUGCGGAAAGAGAGUUUGGAAAAGGAGACCCGUGGAUCAAAAGAGGUCUUGAAUUACUGAGCUUUAAUACUUUUCUAUUACAUUUUCUAGUCUUUCUGAAGUUUCUAUGGAAUUUCUCAUUAUAACAAGAGCUUGAGAUGUUCAUCAUUGUCUUGUCUAAUAUAUUUUAUCCUCUAAAGUGUCUCUAAAAUGUAUUUUGUAGGAAAUUAUAUUUCAAUGAGGAUACAUGUAUGAAAUUAUUUAAUUUAAUUCAGAUCAAUUAAUUUUGCAUCACUGAUUUGUUGAAACUAGAGCAAAGAACUUUUAAUGAAUUCUGUGUACAUCUCCCCUGUCUCUUGGUUAGGUUAGAUUUUCUUAACCUAUUAAGACACUAAAUCAAUGUUUUGCCAAGCCGGAAUCAGGCAAAUAGUAUCGUAAUACUUUGAAUAUUUAUGUAACUUCUGAGAGUUAUGAAGAAGUUUUAUAAUUUGAAAAUGAAAUCUAAUUUUGUUUAUUUUUUAAAGCUGUAAAUGGUGCUCUCUUUUCUUUCUAUUUGAAAUUUAUCUUUAGUAUGAGAGUGUUUUAGAGAGUUUUUCAUGUGGACAAUCAACUAGUCCUAUGCUAAAUAGUAGAAUGCACAUUCGUUUUUCUUGAAUGUGAGUUAGGCUUAGAUUUGAGGUCAGUGCAUUUGAAAGGAGUGAUAUAUCUUAUAAUCCCCAUACAAGCUUGAUAUAUAACUCUGUUGUAUCAUUUUAAUGUUGAUAUUUUCCUUUUAAACUACCGGUAGUAUUAGACCUUCCCCCGUUUAUUUACAUGUAAGUUCCAUACUAUAUGUAAAGGGCUUAUGGAGUGUACAUAAAAUGAAUGUCUAGUAUACAAAUGUAUUUCUUUGAGUAGUCUUAAUCUAGGGACCAUGUGGUUCCCAUGUGCAAUGAGUUACAAUACAUAAAUCAGAGUGGGAACUAAUUUUCAGCUUCUUGAAUUCUUAUAUAAGGUAAAUCUCUUUUGACUGAAACUAAUUUAUGUAUUUUCAAAUUAAUCAGCUCUUUAUUUUACUUUACUGGAAAUUCUUUUCUAAAGUACUUAACGUCUCAUUUUCGUUUUAUGUCAUUUAUUUGUUAGCGGUGUGACAGAGUUUCAUUGUAACCCACUCUGAUAUUUUUUAAAGGGUUUACUUUAAAGAUUUGCAAUAUCAAACAAGGGGGUCCUACUUUUGUAUCAUUACAUAUAUAGGAGCAUCAUUAAAACUUUGGUAUUAUCUCAACAUUCAUAAUGGACCUCUUUGGUAGCAAGCCACAGCUAUAAACAUUUUGUCUGGCUUACUCUCAAGUACAUACUAUAAAUAUGCAAUAAAUCAAUGAUACUUUGACACAAAAUACAGCUUUUGACAUGCCGAUUUAUGGUACCUGUUCCACUUUAUAUGCAAGAUAGGUUGCGACUGAUAUUGACUCCAGACUAAAUUGAACUACAAAAAAACGAGACUUUGAUUUACUCAUUUGUCUUGGAACAUGAUUUAAGAGACUUGUUUGGGAAAGGAAGAUGUUACUUUUUCUUUCCAAAUUAUAUCAUGUGACUCCCCCCCCCCCCCCCAAAAAAAAAAAAAAAAAAAUUGCUUGAUUUAGAGGCUUUAUUUACGUUUGUGAAUGAAUAUCAGGUUCUGUUUGGCAAUAUUUCAGUCAUCUAAAGUAUUUCACCUUGAACCAUUAAAGUUGUGACCUGUGUAACAUGUUUAUCGUGAAAUAGCAGAAGUACUCAUCCAUCAAAGAAUAUUUGAAUAUUCUAUGUCUUCUCCUCCUUUAGCUGAUGACUGAUAUUAUUUUUGCUUGCAUCUACCCUGGUUGUUUGUAUUGACACGCUUAUCAACAAGGUAGCAAAAGCCUAGUAAAAAGCAGUUCAGCCUUUCUAGUUUUAUGUAUUUACUCUAUGCUGCUUCCCAAGAGGCAUCAUGUUUUGUGUGUAAACUCGUACCAAAGUUACACGUUUUCUGUCACUCAAGAACUAAUACUCUAUGACUGCUUAUGUUUAAUUUUACUCUCGUUUCAAAAUGAUUUGGGAAAAAUUAAAAAGAUUAAGCAAUAUGUUUUGCAUAUAUACUUAUGACUGAAAUUACCUUUAUGUGAAAGGUAUUAAUAUUCAAUGAAGAGCUAUUGUAUUUUACUGCAUAUUUCCUAAAAAAUAAAAGUAUUUAUUUAGGUAUAUGUCAUUGCUGUCUUUAUAAGGAUGGCCCGAAUAAAAAUUAUAGAAAAUCAAACU